AUGAAGAUUUUGUUGAAUGGCGGUCUAUCUGAUGGGAAUUCCAGAAAGCGGACUUUGGAAAACGGCUAUUCUUCGUCUUCUAUUGUUUCGGAGUUCAAGUAUAAGCCCCGGAAGGUUUCGUGUGUUCGUGAUUAUCCUCCGGGGUGUGGGCCAAAUGCUCCACCGAUUCACUUGAGGCAAAAGGAAAAUGUGGUGGAUGAUGAAAGGAGAACUGAAGUUGUAGUGGAUUGUGUUGGAACAGCUGAGGUUCGGGUUGAAUUCCAGUCUCAUGAAGUGCUGAAAAUUCGAAUUCGGCGAGAAAUGGCUGAAUCAUCGGGUGGUUUGGUGGGGAAGGCGGUGGACAUGUCCGGGAUGGUCAGUGAGGAUGAAAACAUUUCAACAAAAAAUUAUCCUGAAAGAAGAGUUUCGGUUACCCGUGAUUACCCUCCAUUUUGUGGAAGGAAUGCUCCAUGCCCAACUGAGGAAGAGCGGCAGAGGGUUAUAUUGAGAAACAAGAGUGUUGGUGGCACAGAGAGGGCUGGUGCAAAAGGCGGGUCAAUGAGGGAGACAGUGGUGGCUGCGAGGGCUAGUACGGUGGUAGAAUCAAAAAGGAAUGUUGGAGAUGGGAAUGCUCAGACGAAUGAAUCCAGAGGAACUGUGCCCGAGCCAAGAAACAAGUCCCAGACAGUAAUUAUAAAGGAUUCCGAGGAUGCAAGAGAUUCAUUGGGGAAAAUGCCGAAGGAGAUAAUGGUUCACUCACACUCAUGUGGGGUGGACAGGAUGAGAGGGCAAGGUCUCAUGGCUUCACCAUAUGGUCAGCGGAAGCAGAGGAAAAGGGCUUCAAAAACUAUCCCAGAUGGAAAAAUAAAAUUAAAGAAGCAGGAUUUCACCCGGCAAGAGAAGUCAAUGUCUGCUGGGAAGGCAGCUUUUAGAGGCAUAGGUGCACCACCUGUCUGGGAUGAGGAAGAUUCUGUUCUUCAUGAUGAUGUGCAGCGUAACCAUUCUCACCAAUUUCGACGACUGAAUGAAUUUGAUGCACGUCUGCCCCACUGUUAUGGUCCAAAUAGUUCAAAUCAUGGGGAUGCCCGAUACAAAGUGAGGGAAAUGCUACGUUUGUUCCAAACUACUUGUUGGAAUGUCUUACAAAGGGAAGAAGCAAAGUUGAGGCAGAGCAAAAGGAUUGAUCUUGAAGCGAUAAAGAUUUUAAAGGAAAAACAAAAAGGAUUUAACACUGGUAAACAAAUACUAGGAGCAGUUCCAGGAGUUAGGGUAGGCGACGAGUUCCAGUACAGGGUGGAGCUAGUUCUUAUCGGCAUGCAUAGACGGUACCAGGAUGGUAUAGAUUACAUGACAUAUGGUGGACAGAUCAUUGCAACUAGUAUUGUUGCUUCAGGGGGUUAUGAUGAUGAUCUAGACAAUGCUGAUGUCUUGAUAUACUCUGGACAAGGAGGAAAACCAGUAGGCCGCGAUAAGCUACCGGAAGACCAGAAACUUGUAAAAGGAAACUUGGCUUUGAAGAACAGUAUAUCGGUGAAGAAUCCCGUGAGAGUGAUCCGUGGAUCGAGAGAGACAAAGGCCUCUUCCUCAUCAGAUGCAAGAGCUAAGAUGGUUAUGACAUACACUUAUGAUGGCCUGUACAAUGUAAAGAGGUACUGGCAGGAACCAGGACCGCAUGGUAAGCUGGUUUAUAAGUUCAAGUUGACAAGAAUUCCAGGCCAACCAGGCAACCAGAGGUUGCUUGGAAGGAAGUGA
Messenger RNA from Cornus florida, 1731 nucleotides. RefSeq names its product histone-lysine N-methyltransferase, H3 lysine-9 specific SUVH5-like. The transcript has a single exon. NCBI's taxonomy places the organism in Eukaryota, Viridiplantae, Streptophyta, Magnoliopsida, Cornales, Cornaceae. The coding region runs from base 1 to 1731 and encodes 576 amino acids. The record is from RefSeq and is a predicted model, not a curated record.